AUGUAUAGACCAACUACGAAGAAUGAAUGGUGGCUAUGUGGCCUACUGUUCACGCAGGGUAUCUUGACAAUCGCCCUUGAGAUCUAUAUACUUGUGCAAUGGCAAUUAUGGGUAACACCCACAAUCAUUCAGGUUGUGGUAUCUUACAUGAUUCCAGUCACCCUGGCAAUUUUGAUUUUUGCUUGUGUCUACGAAUUCAUUCUUGCCUUGGAUGCAAUUCACAACAAAAACAACUUUCUCCUUUGUGCAAUCUACAUUAGUAAUAUGUGCAGUUUCGCGUACUCUGUUAUGAAGUACCAACUGAUGGAAUCGACCACUACGAGGCUAUUUAAAGAUCGCUAUAGUCUUCCAACUUUGGUCGAUACCACCCGCAAUGUCUGGCCUCUGAUCCAGCCGGCUUUGAUCGCUGUGUGUGUCAUCAUAGGAGUUUGCACUCUGGUUAUGUCGCCGUGUGUAUACUUCCUACACAGAGAAUAUUCCUGGACUAUCUACAAAUGUGUUCAUGGAAGCCGGCAAACCCGCACGCGGUAUCUGUUCUACGAGAUCUUCUUGGUCCUGAUAAAACUCAACUUCUACUUCUUGAUUGGGUUCAUCAUCCAAUAUAACUUGAUCGACGUCCAUUCCAUCGGACUAGAGUACAUAUUAACCAUGUGCCUCAUCCCAGUUGCUUUCAUCUGCAUGCUGCUUGGUAUAUACUUCGUUCAACAUGAGCGAACAUGGGGUGUGGUUGGUGUUAUAAUAUGCUACUUGGGUCUAGUCGCAUAUCUAAUUAGCCGUAUUAUCAUUCUCUGCAAGGAUUCUUUUCUAGGGAAAGAUAUGAUGCUUCUCUUUGCCGUUGUCUCAUUGCUACUCACCGUUGCAACGGUUGCUUGCGCCAUUGUGUGCAUUACAAACUUCCAUCAAGGCUUCAAGAUGAUCAACAGAUCGAAGAACGGUGUCGCGCAUGAUUCAUACUUUUUGCAAACAGGAUUUCUCCCUUUGUCACAUCCAUCUUCACGCCCGCCCUCUCGGCUUACAUUGGAUUAA
This is a messenger RNA of Penicillium hordei, 1026 nucleotides long. RefSeq lists its product as uncharacterized. The record is from RefSeq and is a predicted model, not a curated record. Lineage: Eukaryota; Fungi; Ascomycota; Eurotiomycetes; Eurotiales; Aspergillaceae. Gene Ontology annotation, cellular component: Golgi apparatus. Bases 1 to 1026 code for a protein of 341 amino acids. The transcript has 4 exons.